Histoplasma capsulatum G186AR is the source of this 4072-nucleotide messenger RNA. Its product is annotated as oxysterol-binding protein. Gene Ontology annotation, molecular function: sterol binding; protein binding. Lineage: Eukaryota; Fungi; Ascomycota; Eurotiomycetes; Onygenales; Ajellomycetaceae. Gene Ontology annotation, biological process: exocytosis; piecemeal microautophagy of the nucleus; maintenance of cell polarity. Gene Ontology annotation, cellular component: membrane; cytosol; intracellular membrane-bounded organelle. The record is from RefSeq and is a predicted model, not a curated record. The coding region runs from base 1 to 3837 and encodes 1278 amino acids. The transcript has 5 exons.
AUGGGGGAUAUGGCAAGCCACAAACGUUCUAAGAGUGCCCGCGCACUUGCCCUGCUGCAUCGCGAUAAAUCCUCCAGAACCUCCAGGGGCGACAAUCCCCAGCAAGAGACCGAAGCUCUCGCAGAAUCCCCUGGUCAGAAUGGCGUUUCAACCACGGAUCCCAAGGCUAGCUCCGUCUCGCCAACCAACAAAGCGUUUCGCCUUUCCCACUCUCACUCGCCUUCCAUGACUAAUCUGCAGGUCACACCUGUGGGGCCCGACGGUGCCCACUUAAGCAGCAGCACAAGCGCUCGGAGCGCCAACCACGGAUCUUGUGGCGAGUUGUAUACCUGGCAAACUGGUUCCAGCGACGGUCCUGAUCAAAGUGCUGAUCUUCCCGCGAGGCCCAGCGACAAAGGAGAUGAAUUGGCCAGAUCAGCCAUGUCUAUCGAACAAUCAGUGCGAACUUUUCGUCUCUUCGAAAUCCUACGAAGCGGAGAUACGACGGCCAUCUUCAAAGCAAUCAAGGAGUGUGCGGAGUGCAAAGCGCAAGGAACCCCUCCUCUGGGCACCGGCAUCCUCCACCUUGCAAUACAGUGUGCUGAACCGCAGGUUGUCGAGUAUGUCUUAUCUAGUAGUGCUGACCUAGAUAUUAAUGCGCGUGACCGAGAUGGCAACACCCCACUACAUCUGGCUGCUCAGCUGGGCCGAGUCCCCAUCGUCCGCGAACUUCUGGAGCGCCCGGAUAUUAACGAUUCCAUCGCCAACUAUAACGGCCAGAUCCCACUAGACCUUGCGCGAACACCAGAGAUUUUUCAGCAGCUCCAACUGUCGCGAUCUCUAUUUCUGGACAGCAAGACAAAAGAGAUCAAGUCCCUGAUUGGCCAGGGCGACUACGAAAAACUAGAACGUCUGUUGGUCGAACCGAGGGUUGAGGGUUUGCUGGAUAUUAACAGCUUGGAUCUGGUCACUGAUCGAACAACUGUGAUUUCGGGUGGAACUUUACUUCACGAGGCUGCCAGAAGGAAGGAUACGAAAUUAGUACAAAUUCUCUUAAUGCACGGAGCUGAUCCAUUCCGGCGCGAUAGAAAAGGGAAACUUCCCCAAGACGUCACAAAGGAUGAUCGAACUCGUGCUAUCGUUAAAAAGUCCCCAGCCGCCGUCAUAGCCCAGCGAGGUAUUCAGGAAAAAGCAAUUUUAGGAAGCUCUGCGGGACAAGGCAGCGGAGGGCGACCGGGAUCUGGGGAGACAGCCCUGGUAGGAAAGGAUGCCCGAGAGAUGAAAGGGUAUCUAAAGAAAUGGACAAACUACACCAGCGGUUAUAAGCUGAGAUGGUUUGUAUUGGAGGAUGGCGUGAUGAGUUAUUACAAGCACCAAGAUGAUGCCGGCUCUGCUUGUCGAGGGGCAAUCAAUAUGCGGAUAGCGACUCUGCACAUGGAUGCACAGGACAAAACCCGAUUCGAGAUACAAGGCAAAUCGUCAGUCAAGUACCAUCUCAAGGCCAACCACAUCGUUGAGGCCAAACGGUGGUUCUGGGCGUUGAACAAUGCAAUCCAAUGGGCGAAAGACGAGGCUAAGGAAGAUGACAGACGCCGGACGAGAAAUGCGGAAAGCCUAAGACAAGCGAAGAUGGAGCAAUUUGACAAACAAGGGUUAGAUUCCCAAAGCGACUCAUGCAGCCUUGUUGGAAAGCCAAACGGAAAAACCCUUGCACCUUCAUCAUCUCUUGGUAUACCAAGCCACGCCGGCUCUAGGUUGAGCCUUCAAACUUCAAGAGAGAGCGCUCAAGGUGAAGAUGAUUCCACUUCUGGGCCGUACGAAUCUACCUUCAGCCCGUCGGACUCCAACCGAUUGCCAACCCUUGUCACCACCAGCAACCCAGUCGAAGGAGACCUCGAAGAUGACGAUUAUGGGGAUUAUGCCAGUAGCCAGGAGAUGCAACCUUCGAACAAAGACGCUUUCAAUAUCACCGCGGAAUCUGUUAAACUACAACUGGAGGUGCUGAGCAACGUCUCCGCAGCCCUUCAGGAGGAGAAAUUAUCAAGUCCUCAAACCCCACUUUCAGAGCCCUCAAUAGACCAAGCGUUAACUACUUACCAGCGAGGAGUCAGCAAUCUCACCUCCCUCGUAGCUGAUUUACUCAAAAUUUCAAAGGAUCGAGACGCAUAUUGGCAAUAUCGGCUAGAUCGGGAGGCAGAUGCGCGCAAGAUGUGGGAAGACAGUAUGGCUCGGGUUGCCCAAGAACACGAAGAACUUCAAAGUAGGAUUGGGGAAUCUGAGGAAAAACGAAAGAAAACUAAGAAAGCGCUCAAGGAAGUUCUUGAGCACCCCUCGGCUUCAACUAGUCGUCCUAUCAGCCGACGCCUGUCGCAUGUCCAAAUUCAAGAUGCCCUGGAAGCCGUCGUUGAAGCAGGCUCCGAAACUCCCCCCUGUCUCGAUCAGGAAUUGGCGAGGAAGCGGUCCAUAAUUACGGAACUAACAAAGUUUUCUGAUUCUGAAUCUGAUGCAGACGAAGAAUUCUUUGACGCUGUAGAUGCUGGCGAAGUGGAAGUUAUUGAAGUUCGACGAGGAAAGCCAGUAGAGGCAGCGGAAGCGAUUUCUGAUCUCCGAACUUUGAAAUACCAGGAGAUUGCCCAUUCAUUUAAGGGAUAUGAGGACCCAGUUAGAGUGAGGCUUAAGAUGGAUGCUGACAAUAGACCCAAGAUUUCUUUAUGGGCUAUCCUGAAAUCAAUGAUUGGCAAGGACAUGACCAAAAUGACACUCCCAGUCUCCUUUAAUGAACCAACAUCGCUACUCCAACGUGUAGCGGAAGACAUGGAAUACACAGACCUGCUGGACCACGCUGCGGAUCUCCAAGACUCAAUGGAACGUAUGGUUUAUGUCGCUGCCUUUGCAGCGAGUGAAUAUGCAUCCACAAUUGGCCGUGUUGCGAAGCCUUUCAACCCACUGCUUGGGGAAACGUUCGAAUAUGUGAGGCCAGACAAAGGCUAUAGAUUCUUUAUUGAACAAGUCAGCCAUCAUCCUCCUAUUGGCGCCGCCUGGGCUGAGUCUCCGAAAUGGGAUUACUACGGUGAAUCUGCUGUAAAAUCAAAGUUUUACGGCAAGUCAUUCGAUAUCAACCCUCUUGGUACAUGGUUUUUGAGACUACGUCCGGUCAGUGGUGGUGAGGAGCUCUAUACGUGGAAAAAGGUUACGUCGUCGGUUGUUGGUAUUAUUACUGGCAACCCUACCGUGGACAACUAUGGGCCUAUGGAAAUCAAAAAUUGGGCCACUGGUGAAGUCUGUAUGCUUGACUUCAAACCACGAGGCUGGAAAGCUUCCUCCGCCUACCAUGUUUCCGGCAAAGUGAUGGAUAAGGAGGGAUUCACGAAAUGGAGCAUUGGUGGUCGUUGGAACGACAAGGUCUACGCCAGACACACUCCAGGAUACCAAGAUUCGGUCACACCGCCAAGUGAGGACCUUCCUCGUCAGCAAGGAUCAACGCAGGCAUUCCUUGUUUGGCAAUGCAACACGCGACCAACCGGUAUCCCAUUCAACUUAACACCUUUUGUAAUCACGUUGAAUGCCAUCCCCGAUAACCUGAAACAUCACCUCCCCCCAACCGACACGCGGCUUCGCCCGGACCAACGUGCUAUGGAAGAUGGCGAGUAUGAUUUUGCAGCAACGGAGAAACAUCGUGUCGAGGAGAAGCAGAGGGCGAAGCGACGAGAACGGGAGGCCAAAGGCGAGGAGUUUGAGCCAAAGUGGUUUACUAGGGGCAAAUGUGAGAUCACGGGUGAGGAGUACUGGGUUUACAACGGUCGGUAUUGGCGGUGUAGAGAUGCUGGUGACUGGUCUGUCUGCGAGGAUAUAUUUUAGGGCGUUGUUACCAGGUUUUACCGGUAAUUUUUCUUUUUUUUCCCUCGUUAUAUUUUAUGUUUUGUUUUGUCCCUCCAGCCCAGAUGUACUACUUUGUUAUGCUUUAUUAAGGCUUCUAGUAUAUCGAGCCUAGAAUUAGUUGUUCUUUGAUGUGUACACUUAUAUAUUUUUUGUGUUCUUCAGGAUUAUUAUAGUCUUCAAUAAUAUAGAAAUUCAAUUGAUGAGAUAUGAUGAU